UUCUCCCUUUCUUAUUUACAUUUCAAAUGAACCCCUGACUGGUUCCUCUGAUUGCUGCUGUUGUUGCCCCUGUCCCGACCACAUUCAGUAGGUUUUUUUGUCCACCCGACAGGGUCAAAAGCCGUCUCGCUAUUACGUAACGCUAUCCGGAAAUGGCCCCCAAGGAACCGUCCGCGCUGACCAAGCUGUACCUGAUCCUGUACAACGGCGCACAGGUUGCGGGAUGGUCGUACAUGCUGUACCAGCUGGUCGGGUACUACACGUUCGACAAGGGCAGCGGCAAGACCCUGUGGGAGUACCUGGGCACGACCGUGCAAAUCUUCCAAAAUGCCGCAGUGCUUGAGAUUCUCCACGCAGCGACCCGCAUCGUUCCGUCCAAUCCGGUCAUCACCACCUUCCAGGUGCUCUCCCGCGUGAUGGUGGUGUGCGGCGUCGUGAUGGCCACCCCCACCGGCAAGACCUCCCCGGGACUCCCGCUAGCCCUGCUGGCCUGGUCCGUCACCGAGAUCAUCCGGUACGGCUAUUACGCGCUCAACCUGGUCGACGCCGUGCCCAAGCUGCUCGUGUUCCUCCGCUACACGACCUUCAUCGCGCUCUACCCGAUCGGGGUGACCGGCGAGCUGCUCUGCUUCUACUGGGCCCAGAGCUUCGUGCGCGAGUCCAAACAGUGGAGCAUCGAAAUGCCCAACGCGGCCAACUUUACCUUCUCCUACUUUUACUUCCUGUGGACCGUGAUGGCGCUGUACAUUCCGCUCUUCCCCCAGAUGUACCUGCACAUGUUCGCCCAGCGGCGGAAGAUCCUCGGAGGUGGCGGCGCCAAGAAGGACACCGACAAGCAGAAGGUCAAAUAAUCGCACACAGGCGCGAACAUUCCCAGAUUUCAAUGUCGGUUCAGGGGUUCCAAAAGGUUAAGGGUUACACUUCAUUAUUGUUUGCUCAAAUGUUUCUAACCUUGCAGUGAGGAGGUUGCUUUAUUUAUUCUCAAACGCAUGACUCUGACGUUACUUCGUCACACUUCAAUAAAAACAACGUUCGUCCAGAGAAAAACAAACUUAAACCUAACUUUUUAUUCAUUUCUCACCAUGCUUAUUGCACCGAAGGAGCGAAAAAAAAUCAAAUACGCUUAAAUGGAGAAGGUUCCCCCGAAGGUCAACUUGCGGUUAGUUGGUUGGUUGAAGAAAUUUGAAUUAGAUUAACCUGGCCCCACUCGCUCCCCUCUUUUUCUUUUGGCAUAUCCGCACCUUUUCAGCAAAAUUUUCUUUUCCCUCCCCUUCUAAUAGAUAGCGAACUCGGCGGAUGAAAACGAAAAUCACGACAUUGGCGAAGUGAAGGUUCAAACUGAGCUGUAGUUUUGGUAAAUUAAGUUAGGAUAAGUUUUUAACUCUAAUCUAGAUUUGAAUAGAGAUUUUUAAUUUAAUUUAUCAACGGUUAAUUGUAUUACAAAUAUAGAAAAUCAAUCUUGAAUAAAUAGCAAUUGAAUUUUAAGUUA
Molecule: messenger RNA, 1489 nt
Organism: Culex pipiens pallens (northern house mosquito)
Lineage: Eukaryota; Metazoa; Arthropoda; Insecta; Diptera; Culicidae
Product: very-long-chain (3R)-3-hydroxyacyl-CoA dehydratase 2-like
Exons: 4
Coding region: 153-851 (232 amino acids)
Biological process (GO): fatty acid elongation; sphingolipid biosynthetic process; very long-chain fatty acid biosynthetic process
Cellular component (GO): endoplasmic reticulum membrane
Molecular function (GO): 3-hydroxyacyl-CoA dehydratase activity
Source: RefSeq, a predicted model, not a curated record